GAAAGCAUAAACACGUGACUUAACAAAAUCUUCGUAAUUGUCAGAAUGAAACAAGACAUAAGUUGAUCUUUCUGAAAAAAAUGGAAUUAAAGUCAUCAACAAUUAAUGUACUUUUUGUCCUUAUUUUUGCCUGCUCUUCAAGAAUUCUUGGAGCUUUCAGCAAUGGCGGUGAAUCAACAGUUAAACAACAAAACCCAGUAAAAAGAUCCGAUUUUCCAUCUGGGUUUUUAUUUGGAGCAGCCACUUCUGCUUAUCAAGUUGAAGGAGCAUAUUCUGAAGAUGGUAAGUCUCUUAACAACUGGGAUGUAUUUUGUCAUUCCAAAGGUUGUGGAGAAAAUGGUGAGAAUGGAGAUGUUGCAGAUAAUCACUACUAUAUGUUUAUGAAUGAUAUUGAGAUGAUGCAUUCUCUUGGCUUAAAAGCAUAUCGGUUUUCGAUCUCUUGGAGUAGGAUUCUUCCAAGAGGAAGAUUUGGUGAAGUUAAUCCUCUUGGAAUCAUGUUCUACAAUAGGAUCAUUGAUAAUCUUGUACUAAAAGGAAUCGAGCCAUUUGUGACGAUUCACCAUGGAGAUUUCCCUCAGGAACUUGAAGAGAAAUAUGGUUCAUGGCUAGAUCCUCAAAUGCAGGACGAUUUUGUACAUUUUGCGGACACGUGUUUCAAAAGUUUUGGAGACCGUGUGAAGUACUGGAUUACAAUCAAUGAACCAAAUUUGGUUACAGAAAUGGGUUAUGAAAGAGGGGUGUAUCCACCAAAUCAUUGUUCACAGCCUUUUGGUAUCUGUCUUGCUGGAGAUUCUGAUGUUGAGCCUUUGUUUGUUAUGCAUAACAUGUUAUUGGCCCAUGGUAAAACAGUAAAGCUAUACCGUGAAACUUAUCAGCCAAAACAAAGUGGACUGAUAGGACUAGUUGCACAUUGUUUCAUGUAUGAACCACUUACAGAUAGUGAUUCCGAUCACAAAGCUGCAGAACGGGCUUUGAUAUUCAAUAUUGGCUGGUCAUUUGAUCCACCAAUAUUUGGGGAUUACCCUCAAGAAAUGCGGGAUUACCAUGGUAGUGAUUUACCAAGAUUUUCUCCAGAGGAAAAAGAUUUUAUGAAGAAUAGUAUUGAUUUUAUUGGAAUUAACCAUUAUUCAGCUAUAUAUGCCAAAGAUUGUACCAAUUCUAGCUGCUCGGAAACUGCCAAUCGUGCAAUCAAAGGUUUCGUGGAAAUUACUGGAGAGCGUGAUGGUGUGCUGAUCGGUGAACCAACGUCAAUGCCAAGAUUCUUUGUAGUUCCUAGAGGCUUGGAAGAGAUUGUUAAUUAUGUCAGGGAUAGAUACAACAACAAGCCCAUGUUUAUUACUGAAAAUGGGUAUUCGUCACCAAAGGUGCAGGAUAUAAAAGUUGAAGAGAUUGUGAACGAUGUCAAACGCAUUGAAUUCCAUCAGGCAUACCUUGCUUCUCUAGCAAAAGCCAUGGGGAAUGGAGCUGAUGUUCGUGGCUAUUUCAUAUGGUCAUUGAUGGAUAACUACGAAUGGACACAAGGUUACAAGGUGAGAUUUGGAUUACACUAUGUUGACCGCGUAACAUUUAAUCGGGUACCCAAACUGUCAGCAAGAUGGUAUCAAGAUUUUAUAAAGAACAACAGUCAGGUUGAUCUUUUAGGAAUUACAACUCCAAAAUUAGUGCACAAACAAGCAUAUUUAUAUGAUAUUUGAUUUGCACAUACCAUUAUUAUUUUGUCAUAUAUUGUUACCGUUCGUAUUUCUAUAUAUACAUUGCUGUAUGUUUUUAGGAA
Erigeron canadensis is the source of this 1774-nucleotide messenger RNA. RefSeq names its product beta-glucosidase 18-like. The transcript is spliced from 12 exons. Gene Ontology annotation, molecular function: beta-glucosidase activity. Gene Ontology annotation, biological process: carbohydrate metabolic process. The record is from RefSeq and is a predicted model, not a curated record. Bases 81 to 1694 code for a protein of 537 amino acids. NCBI's taxonomy places the organism in Eukaryota, Viridiplantae, Streptophyta, Magnoliopsida, Asterales, Asteraceae.